AUGCAAACUCACCCUUUCUCCUACAUACCCUCUUGUCCAAGAAGUGCCUUCUUAGAACCUGAUCAUGAUCAUGAAGCUGUAGUUGAUGAAGCCUCCAUCUCCCUCUCUCUUGGCCCUCCUGGCCAACAACACAACCCCAAAGUCUCUUCCUCCUUCUCAAACCACCCUUCUACUCUGCACCAUCAUCACCAGCAAAACCCUACCUCUGAAGACCAAAGUGGUGUAACUGUUGCCCUUCACAUUGGCCUUCCCAAUCCCACUACUUCACCAAACAGCACCAACCACCCCACUACCAAACCUCAUGAUCUUCAUUUGGCUUCUACUCCCAUUCAGGGUCAAUAUUGGAUCCCUUCUCCUGCUCAAAUCCUCAUUGGACCCACCCAGUUCUCUUGCACUGUUUGCAACAAAAUGUUCAACCGAUUCAACAACAUGCAGAUGCAUAUGUGGGGACACGGGUCACAAUAUAGGAAAGGGCCUGAAUCAUUGAGAGGGGCAAAGCCAGCUUCUUCAAUGCUAAGGCUUCCUUGCUAUUGUUGUGCUGAGGGGUGCAAGAACAACAUAGAUCAUCCAAGGUCAAGGCCAUUGAAGGAUUUUAGGACACUUCAGACACACUACAAGAGAAAGCAUGGAGCAAAGCCAUUUGGGUGUAGGAAGUGUGGGAAACCAUUUGCUGUAAGAGGGGAUUGGAGAACACACGAGAAGAAUUGUGGGAAGCUUUGGUUUUGCAUCUGUGGCUCUGAUUUCAAGCACAAGAGGUCUCUCAAAGACCAUGUUCGUGCCUUUGGUGAUGGUCACGCUCCACACACUGUGGAGAGUUGUGAUCAAAUGGGAGAAGACGAAUUAUUAGGUGAUGAAGAUGAUGAGGACUUAGAAUUAGAUGAAGAAGAUGAAGAUGAUAGUAAUAAUAAUAGUGAAAGAGAGAAAGGGUGCGAGAAGAUGGAGACAAACAGUGAAAUGAAAGCUAAGGUUCUUGCAUUUAAUGCCAGAAGUGGCAAGAGAGAGAGAGGUAGUCAAGAGUAUUCAGUGACUGCAGAUGAGAGACAGACAUGCAGACAAGGGCAGUCACAGAUUCUACUGUUCAAAACUUUGCAUUUGCAUUGCCAUAGAUAUUGA
Molecule: messenger RNA, 1113 nt
Organism: Abrus precatorius (Indian licorice)
Lineage: Eukaryota; Viridiplantae; Streptophyta; Magnoliopsida; Fabales; Fabaceae
Product: zinc finger protein WIP6-like
Exons: 4
Coding region: 1-1113 (370 amino acids)
Biological process (GO): regulation of gene expression; anatomical structure development
Cellular component (GO): nucleus
Molecular function (GO): DNA-binding transcription factor activity
Source: RefSeq, a predicted model, not a curated record